Molecule: messenger RNA, 1440 nt
Organism: Paramecium tetraurelia
Lineage: Eukaryota; Ciliophora; Oligohymenophorea; Peniculida; Parameciidae
Exons: 7
Biological process (GO): protein phosphorylation
Molecular function (GO): ATP binding; protein kinase activity
Source: RefSeq, a predicted model, not a curated record
AUGAAGAAUGAGGCAUUUUAUUAAAAUACAUUCAUAGGAGGUAUUCAAAUGAAAAUGAAUUCGAUUCUUAAAAGAGGGGAUAUAUAAACUAAAAGCAAACCGAAGAUCUAUAAUAACACUGGAUUGCCUCCGCUUCUUUCUCCAAGAAUAAAAAUUGAUCCCUCCAUGACAACAAAAAUUACAUAGACCUUUCGAUCACCUUCGACUUUGAAAAAGUUGUCCAUUGAGAAGAAAGAGGAUAAUAGACCAGUUACUGACAAUACUCAAAAACAGAAAAGCUACUCGUCUGUGAAAAAAUCAAAAGUUCAAGGGAUGAUAAUUCGCAAACUCUAAAAUCAUCAAGUCAAAUUUAUCAAAUCCAAUACAGAAUCACAAGAGAUGAUAGAAAAUAAGUUUUAAAGUCCAGCAAUUAGAAUGAUUGAGUUUCCUAUCAAUGACUUUCAGGAUGAUACAAUCAUAAAGGAAGAGACUGUAUCCCAAAUCGAAUCAUUUAUGGAAAAUAGAUUUACUGCAAUGAAGAAUCAAUCCUUCUCUAGUUCUUAAAAACAAGCAAUAGAAUCUAGUAGUUCAAAUAAAAUUGUUAAUGAUUCAUCUACAUAUUCAUAAUUCAAUUUUUCUACUUAAAAUCCCAGCUUUACUGAAGGUGAUAUGAUAGGUGCAGGAUCCUUUGGAUAAGUGUACAUAGCAUAGGAAAAUAAAACAGGCAAAAUCUAUGCGGUUAAGAAAAUUAAUCUAAAGGGAGAUUUUGAAUAGGAGGACUUGUAGGGAUUGAAAAGCGAAAUCGAUUUAUUGAAGAGAAUUAAACAUAAAAAUAUUAUUAGAUAUGCUUGGAGCCAAUAGAAUGAAGAGUACUGGUUACUCUAUUUGGAGUAUAUGUCCUAAGGAACUUUAACCUAAUUGACUGAAAAAUUUGGUCCUUUGAAUAUUAACACAGUUCGUACAUAUUCCGAAUAAUUGUUAUCAGCCAUAGCCUAUCUACAUGAUAAUAAUAUAAUUCAUAGAGACAUAAAAGGUGCCAACGUUUUAUUAGGAGUGAAUGGAGAGGUGAAGCUAGGAGACUUUGGGUGUAGUAAAAUCAAAGAGAAAACCAUAUCGAGAUCUAAGCAAGGAGGGGACAUAUUGCAUUCUUUAAAGGGGAGCAUUCCGUAUAUGGCUCCUGAAGUGGCUAGUUAGGAUGAAAAUUGCAGAGCAAGUGACAUUUGGUCAUUUGGUUGCACGGUUCUUGAGAUGGCAACAGGGAAGAAACCUUGGCAUGAACACAAUUUCGAUAAUCCAUUGAGUGCUUUACUCUUAAUAAUUUCUGAGAAUGCUCUUCCAAGGAUACCUGAGGAUUUAGAUGAAGUUUUAAGUUAAUUUAUUAGAUUAUGUUUAUAAAGGGAUCAUUUAUUAAGACCUACUGCUUAGGAACUACUUUAGCAUUAAUUCAUAAUUAAAAAAUGA